Molecule: messenger RNA, 2061 nt
Organism: Molossus molossus (Pallas's mastiff bat)
Lineage: Eukaryota; Metazoa; Chordata; Mammalia; Chiroptera; Molossidae
Gene: SRPX2
Product: sushi repeat containing protein X-linked 2
Exons: 11
Coding region: 438-1835 (465 amino acids)
Source: RefSeq, a predicted model, not a curated record
AGCAGACGACAGACCGAGUUCCUCUAAUCCUUGUGUUCUUUCUCCCCAACCUCUUUAAAACUCCUUUCUGAGGAAGAAACAGCUAUAGCUUGGGGGCUAAUAUAGCUUUAAGGAAACUUUUGGCAGAUGCGGAUGUCCUAACAUCUGGGCAGUUUUAACAGAAUCCCGGAGGCCCUGACAGACCGGGAGCCACUAGUUCUAGGAAUGUUAAAUUAGAAGUUUUUCGACUGAUGAGAGAAGCAGAGAAAAAGGAGAAAGAGAACGAGGAGAGAAAAAGAGAGCACCAAAACCCAUAAAACAGAUCCCACAUUUCUGCUUCUUGUCACUUUUGGAAGUUCAUUGAUGGCUGAUUUAUGAAAAGUAUUUUUCUUUGUCCUGGUACUUCUGGCCACCUAUUCCUAUUCUUAUUGCCCUAAUAAUUCCUACCCCUUAAAAGGAUGACUGGUAAAAUAACUCAAAGAGGAGCUCUCUCUCUGCUGCUGUUCCUUGCUCCAGCAGUGACACCAACAUGGUUAGCAGGUUCAGGCUACUACCCAGAUGAAAGCUACAAUGAAGUAUAUGCUGAAGAGGUCCCACAGGUCCCUGCCCUAGACUACCGAGUCCCCAGAUGGUGUUAUACAUUAAAUAUCCAAGACGGAGAAGCCACAUGCUACUCACCAAGGGGAGGGAAUUAUCACAGCAGCCUGGGCACUCGUUGUGAGCUCUCCUGUGACCGGGGAUUUCGACUGAUUGGACGAAGUUCGGUGCAAUGCCUGCCAAGCCGCCGCUGGUCUGGAACCGCCUAUUGCAGGCAGAUGAGAUGUCGCACAUUGCCAUUCAUCACGAGUGGCACCUACACCUGCACAAAUGGGGUGCUUCUUGACUCCCGCUGUGACUACAGCUGUUCCAGUGGCUACCACCUAGAAGGUGACCGCAGUAGAAUCUGCAUGGAAGAAGGGCAAUGGAGUGGAGGCGAGCCUGUAUGUGUAGACAUAGAUCCCCCCAAGAUUCGUUGUCCCCACUCACGUGAAAAAAUGGCAGAGCCGGAGAAACUAACUGCUCGAGUAUACUGGGACCCACCUUUGGUGAAAGAUACUGCUGAUGGUACCAUUACCAGGGUGACACUUCGGGGCCCUGAGCCUGGUUCUCACUUUCCUGAAGGAGAGCAUGUGAUUCGUUACACUGCCUAUGACCGAGCCUACAACCGGGCCAGCUGCAAGUUCAUUGUGAAAGUACAAGUGAGACGCUGCCCAACACUGAAACCACCACAGCAUGGGUACCUCACCUGCACCUCAGCGGGGGACAACUAUGGUGCCACCUGUGAAUAUCACUGUGAUGGAGGUUAUGAACGCCAAGGGACCCCCUCCCGGGUCUGCCAGUCCAGCCGCCAGUGGUCAGGAUCACCACCCAUCUGUGCCCCUAUGAAGAUUAAUGUCAAUGUCAACUCAGCUGCUGGCCUUCUGGAUCAGUUCUAUGAGAAACAACGCCUCCUUAUUAUCUCGGCUCCUGAUCCCUCCAACCGAUAUUACAAAAUGCAGAUCUCUAUGCUACAGCAAUCCACCUGUGGACUAGACCUGCGGCACAUGACCAUCAUCGAGCUGGUGGGGCAGCCACCUCAGGAGGUGGGACGCAUCAGGGAGCUACAGCUGUCAGCCAAUAUCAUCGAGGAGCUCAGGCAAUUCCAGCAUCUCACUCGCUCCUACUUCAAUAUGGUGUUGAUUGACAAGCAGGGGAUUGACCGGGAACGCUAUAUGGAACCUGUUGCCCCAGAGGAAAUCUUCACAUUCAUUGAUGACUACCUACUGAGCAAUCAGGAGCUGACCCAGCGCCAGGAACAAAGGGAUGUAUGCGAGUGAACUUGAGCCAUGGCAUGGUUGAAGUCAAGGGAAAAGUUCCCCUGGUUGGCUGAAACCUGGGCCUAAUAAAAGGAGGAAAUGGUUUCCCACAAUUCUAGGGACAGGGCUCUGAGAUGGGUGAGAUUCACCAAUCUUGAGACAUUUCCAGACACCUUUUUAGAGCUGUGUAAUUGUUUCCCUAAGCAAGUGUCUACUUUAGGUAGCACUGGAGGAGCAUAAGGAGCCG